AUGUCGGACCCCUGCUCCUUCUCGUCCCCCUCCAGGUGCGUCACCAAACACCUGAACCUGCACCUGCGAGUGGACUUCCGGCGGCGCGUGAUCGCGGGGACCGUGGAGCUCACGGUGGAGGCGCUCGAGGACAACUUUUCUCUACUGACUUUGGACACCAGAGAUCUGAACGUCGUGUCGGUGUCGGCCAACCAGCAGCCUGCUCGCUUUACUUUAGCCUCCAAACACAGCUUCAAGGGGACACAGCUGGACAUCACGCUUCCCUUUCACCUGUCCAGGGGGCAGCAUGUCAUCGUCCAGGUGGUGUAUGAGACGUCUCCGUCUGCAUCAGCACUGCAGUGGCUCACACCUGAGCAGACUGCUGGGAAGAAGCAGCCUUACCUGUUCAGCCAGUGUCAGGCUCAUCACUGCAGGAGCAUGGUCCCCUGUCAGGACACCCCAUCAGUAAAGCACACCUACUACGCCCAGGUGUCUGUCCCUAAGGACUUGGUGGCAGUGAUGAGUGCUGUGAGGGAUGGUCAAGAGGAGGACCCUGAGGACAGCAGUCGUAUUGUCUACAGGUUCCGGCAGCCGGUGCCGAUGCCAUCCUAUCUCAUUGCCAUUGUUGUUGGAGCUCUGGAGAGCAGGGAGAUCGGCCCCAGGUCUAGAGUCUGGUCUGAGAAGGAGUUUGUGGAUAAAGCAGCGUUCGAGUUCUCUGAGACUGAAACCAUGCUGAAGACAGCCGAGGAUCUGGCUGGACCGUAUGUUUGGGGUCAGUACGACAUUCUGGUUCUUCCUCCAUCUUUUCCAUACGGCGGCAUGGAGAACCCCUGCCUCACCUUUGCCACGCCUACUUUACUGGCUGGAGACAAAUCUCUGUCUACUGUAAUUGCCCAUGAGAUCUCCCACAGCUGGACAGGGAACCUGGUCACCAACAAAACCUGGGAACAUUUCUGGCUCAACGAAGGUCACACGGUUUACCUGGAGAGGAUGAUCGGCAGACAAAUGUACGGCGAGCAGUUCAGGCAGUUUAAGGCCAUGGGCGGUUGGAAGGACCUGCAGGACUCUGUGAACACCUUUGGACCCAACAACCCUUUGACCAACCUGGUUCCUAGUCUUCAGGACGUCGACCCAGACGAUGCCUUUUCCUCUGUGCCGUACGAAAAGGGCUUCGCUCUCUUGUACCACCUGGAGGAGCUGAUGGGAGGACCAGAGGUCUUCAUGGGUUUCGUGAAGUCGUACAUUCAGCUCUAUGCGUACGGCAGCGUCACCACUGAUGACUGGAAGAACUACCUGUUCACCUACUUCAAGGACCAGGCAGAGGCCCUGAACCGGGUGGACUGGAACGCCUGGAUGUUCACUCCUGGGAUGCCUCCUGUCAAACCUCAGUAUGACACCACGCUGGCCGAUGCUUGCAUUGCUCUGAGUCAGAGGUGGACCAAAGCCGGAGACCAGGACCUGGACGGCUUCAGCGAGUCCGACGUGAAGACUCUGUCUUCCCACCAGCUCAUCGAGUUUCUGUCCCUGCUGCUUCAUGAGAACCCGCUCCCUCUGACUCAUGUGAAGAAGAUGCAGGAGGUUUAUGGUCUCAACACUUGUACCAAUUCUGAAAUCCGCUUCAGGUGGCUGAAGCUGUGUGUUCGCUCCAAGUGGGAAGAGGCGGUUCCGCUGGCGCUGAAAAUGGCCACCGAGCAGGGCAGGAUGAAGUUCACUCGGCCGCUCUUUAGGGAGGUUUUCAACUUCAACAAGUACAGAGACGAAGCCGUUCAAGUGUUUGCGGCCCACCGGACAGCCAUGCACCCGGUCACUGCAGGACUGGUUGCCAAGGACCUGAAGGUGGAUGUCAGUGGCACCACUGCUCAGUGAGACCAGAACCUCUAAUGUGGGACCAACAGAACCAGCAGGAGGGUCAAAAUUGUUGGUUUCAAACGGGUCUGUAAGAACAAAAAAUGCUUUGAGCAGAAAUAAAAUCUUUGCUGAACCGAA
Messenger RNA from Oryzias latipes (Japanese medaka), 1965 nucleotides. RefSeq names its product leukotriene A4 hydrolase (gene lta4h). Gene Ontology annotation, molecular function: zinc ion binding; leukotriene-A4 hydrolase activity; aminopeptidase activity. Lineage: Eukaryota; Metazoa; Chordata; Actinopteri; Beloniformes; Adrianichthyidae. The record is from RefSeq and is a predicted model, not a curated record. Gene Ontology annotation, cellular component: nucleus; cytosol. Gene Ontology annotation, biological process: peptide catabolic process; leukotriene biosynthetic process; proteolysis.